Messenger RNA from Sciurus carolinensis (gray squirrel), 3820 nucleotides. It is a transcript of the gene Aoc2, whose product is annotated as amine oxidase copper containing 2. Bases 1181 to 3448 code for a protein of 755 amino acids. Gene Ontology annotation, molecular function: copper ion binding; primary methylamine oxidase activity; quinone binding. The transcript is spliced from 4 exons. Gene Ontology annotation, cellular component: plasma membrane. Gene Ontology annotation, biological process: amine metabolic process. The record is from RefSeq and is a predicted model, not a curated record. NCBI's taxonomy places the organism in Eukaryota, Metazoa, Chordata, Mammalia, Rodentia, Sciuridae.
GGGACUUCUGCCUACCAUGAGGGAAGGGUGGAUCCUUUGUUUGUAUUCAGUCUGAAAUUAUGUGAAAGUUAGCUCCUCCCAAACCUUAGCUGCCUUCUGUCCUACCUGCACAAGAUCCCAGUUCCUUCCUUCCCAUGAGCUGCCAGUAGAGGCUGCUAUAGUUUCAUGUGGGGAAUGAUCUGGUCAAGGAGUAUCCUACUCAGUCAUUUUCUUUACCUUAUAUUAAUUCUCCUCUCUGAAUAAUGUCUUAAAUUUCUUGAGGAGACUCGGGUCUUGGUUUUUAAAUUACUUGGAGGGCUGCUUAGGACUCUUACCUCCCUCUGAAAUAAAGUUUCCUCAUCUUGCAAGUAGUUUCCUGGUUUCCAGUGAUCCCCUCAUUGUCUCUGCAAAGAGUUUUCAGGUCUUAAACAAUGAAGGUACAUCUAUUCUAUUCUCUAUCACAGAUUAGUACCAGUAGCUACCAGUUUUUUGACUGCCUACCCUGUUUUGGGUUGGUAAGCACUUAAUGUGCAUGAUCACAUUUAAUCUUCAAGAAUCUAUUGGAUAGUUUUAUGCCUUCUGUGUAGGUGAGGACUCAAUUUUUGUGUCUCCUAAGGUCACAUAACUUAGGAAGCUGGAAUCAGUGAACAAAACUGAAUACUAAGCCCAGGCCCUCAACCACUCCUCCUUUCUCACUGACCAGAUAGACGAGACAUGAGACUAAGUCAGGGGAUUGCCAUUAGGUCACAGGCAGAACUGAAUGCUUACUGCUGCACUGGGCAGUGGAUCCUGGAGCUACUGGGGUAUAGUACAACAUACGUAUAGUGCCUGGUGGGAAUUAAAAAAAAAAAAAAAGUAGUUUAGUGCCUGUGUGUGGUAUGCAGGACUGAAGCAUCAGAGAUUUGCAUUCUUAUACCUAUUUUGGGUGGAAGGUGAAAUUUCAGUGUCUUUAGUUCAGGUGCCCUCUCAACUGGUCUAAGUGAUGGAAAUCACUGGUUGUUCAGGGACAAGGAAGAAGCCAAAUGACAGGACAAAAAUUGGAACAGAAUUAUGUAAAUUAAGGUUAGAAAUUUCCUGUCCAACCCACAGGGUGGAGUUUUCUCCAUUCCUAUCCAUCCUACUAAAUAUAAACACUGACUUUGGUGUCAGGAACUGGAAGGAACUGCUCGUAGGAUUCUGGUUUCAGUUCUGAACAUUCACCAUGAAUCUCAAGGUGGUCCUGGUAUUCCUGGUGCUGUCCCUUGUUACCAUUUUUGCUCUGGCCUACGUCUUGCUAACCAGGCAAGGUGGUUCCAGCCAGGGUCCUCGCUGUCCCUUCGUAUCUCCGAGUGCCCAGCCUUGGACACACCCUGCCCAGAGCCAGCUGUUUGCAGACCUGAGCCCAGAGGAGCUGACAGCUGUGAUGAGUUUUCUGACCCAGAAGCUGGGGCCAGGGCUGGUGGAUGCAGCCCAGGCUCGCCCCUCAGACAACUGUGUCUUCUCAGUGGAGCUGCAGCUGCCCCCCAAGGCUGCAGCCCUGGCCCACUUGGACAGAGGGGGCCCUCCACCUGCCCGGGAAGCUGUGGCCAUCAUCAUCUUUGGUGGACAACCCCAGCCCAACGUGAGUGAACUGGUGGUGGGGCCGCUGCCUCACCCCUCCUACAUGCGGGACGUGACCCUGGAGCGUCAUGGGGGCCCCCUGCCCUAUCACCUGCGCCCUGUGCUGAAAUUUGAAUUAGUACAGAUGUGGAAGCAUUUCAAACAGGUGGAGCUACCCAAGGCUCCCACCUUCCUGGCUUCUGUCCUGAACUACAAUGGCUCCACUUUGACACCUCUACAUGCCUCCCCUAGAGGUUUGCGAUCAGGGGACCGAGCUACCUGGAUGGCCCUCUACCAUAAUGUCUCAGGUCUUGGUAUUUUCCUUCACCCCGUGGGGCUGGAAUUACUGUUGGAUCACAGUGCCCUGGACCCUGCCCGCUGGACUGUCCAACAGGUCUUCUACCUUGGGCACUACUAUGCAGACUUGAGCCAAUUAGAAUGGGAAUUUAAAACUGGUCAGCUAGAAGUGGUUAGAGUGCCUAUACCCACACCAAAUGGGCCUUCGACCCUCAGGUCCCGAAUCACUGUGGGCCCUCUUCCCCCUCUUCAUUUUUCACACCAGGGUUCUCAGUACAAUGUACAAGGGAACUUGGUGGUUUCCCCCCUCUGGACAUUUACCUUUGGCCAUGGGGUGUUUAGUGGCAUAAGGAUUUUUGAUGUUCAGUUCAAGGGUGAGCGAGUGGCCUAUGAAGUCAGUGUCCAGGAGUGUCUGACUGUCUAUGGUGCCGACUCACCCAAGACUAUGAUGACCCGAUAUUUGGAUGGCAGCUAUGGACUUGGCCUUAACAGCCGAGGCUUAGUGCGGGGUGUCGACUGCCCCUAUCAAGCCACAAUGGUGGACAUCCACAUAUUAGCCGGGAAAGGGACAGUCCGGCUGCUCCCAGGGGCAGUGUGUGUAUUUGAGGAGGUCCAGGGACUACCUCUUCGAAGGCACCACAAUUACAUUGAGAGUCAUUUCUAUGGUGGUUUGGCCAGCUCAGCCCUUGUGGUCAGGUCUGUGUCAUCUGUGGGCAACUAUGACUACAUUUGGGACUUUGUGUUGUACCCAAAUGGGGCGCUUGAAGGACGAGUCCAUUCCACGGGCUAUGUCAACACAGCUUUCCUAAGUGGAACAGAGAGCCUUCUCUUUGGGAACCGUAUAGGGGAACGGGUGCUAGGGGCAGUGCACACGCACGCCUUCCACUUCAAGCUGGACCUGGAUGUGGCAGGGCUGAAAAACUGGGUGGUAGCAGAAGACGUGGUGUUUAAACCUGUUGCAGUCCCCUGGAACCCAGAGUACCAGCUGCAGCGGCCACAGCUGACCCGGCAGGUCCUGAGAAGGGAGGAUUUGGCAGCAUUUUCUUGGGGAAGCCCCCUUCCCCGCUACCUUUACCUGACCAGCAACCAGACUAAUGCCUGGGGUCACCAGCGUGGAUACCGAAUUCAGAUCCACAGUCCCCCUGGCAUACAUGUGCCCCUGGAGAGCAGCAUGGAGAGGGCCCUCAGCUGGGGGAGAUACCAGCUUGUGGUGACCCAGAGGAAGGAGACGGAGUCACAGAGCAGCAGCAUCUUUUUCAGUGCUGACAUGUGGACACCCACUGUUGUCUUCGCUGACUUCAUCAACAAUGAAACGCUCUUAGGAGAGGAUCUGGUGGCUUGGGUUACAGCCAGCUUCCUGCACAUUCCCCAUGCUGAGGAUGUCCCCAAUACGGUGACUGUGGGGAACAGAGUUGGCUUCUUGCUCCAACCUCAUAACUUCUUUGAUGAGGACCCCUCCAUUUUCUCCCCUGGCAGCAUCUUCUUUGAGAGGGACCAGGAUGCUGGGCUCUGCAGUGUCAACCCAAUGGCCUGCAUCCCCAAUCUGGCAGCCUGUGUCCCGGACCUUCCCCUUUUUUCUUAUCAAGGCUUCUAGGUCUGAGAGUAGGGUAGAACAUUGUGGGUGGGGGCACCUCAGAUGAGACCCAUCUUCCUCUCUGCUCCCCCUUAGGGUUCCCUGUGUUUUUGUCAUAUUGCUCCCCAGACUCUUACCCUCAGUGCUCCGUAGAAAAUAGCCUCCUCCCACACUAUAAAAUCUCCGUGUGUCCCUUUGGUUAAUUCUUACCUUCUGCUCUUUUUAUAAAUAACACAUUUAUAAAGAUGAUUUGGAAAUAUUCAAGCAAAAAUACCAUAAAUCCCACCACUCAGAACUACCUGGUGUUCUCAUCAUACCAGCCAUUCCCUUAUGUAUGUGUAUUAAAGAGGAAUGGUUGUUAUGUGUAAUUGGCAAUAAAAAAUCUUAUAAGAA